GGAGAGCCCUGCGCGCGCUGCAAGAAUGGAACGUUGCUAGAGUGCGCGGGUCUGGCUGCUGGGGGCUGGAACCGCACGCUGGGAGCUGUCGCGCGCCAAAGCGGGAAUCUGGGAGGCGGGCAGUUGUGCAAUUAAUGCAGGUAUUUAAAACUCCCGAACCUGUGGACGCCAUGCACAGGAAGCACCUCCAGGAGAUUCCGGACCAGAGUAGCAACGUUACCACCAGCUUCACGUGGGGAUGGGAUUCUAGCAAGACUUCUGAACUGCUGUCAGGCAUGGGGGUCUCCGCCCUAGAGAAGGAGGAGGUGGACAGUGAGAACAUCCCCCAGGAACUGCUCUCUAACCUGGGCCACCCUCAGAGCCCCACACGGAAACGGCUGAAAAGCAAAGGGAGUGACAAAGACUUUGUGAUCAUUCGCAGGCCUAAACUCAAUCGAGAGAACUUCCCCGGUGUUUCGUGGGACUCCCUCCCAGAUGAGCUGCUCCUGGGGAUCUUCUCUUGUCUUUGCCUCCCCGAUCUGCUGAAAGUCUCCGGUGUUUGUAAGAGGUGGUACUGCCUCGCGUUUGAUGAAUCUCUCUGGCAAACCCUGGACCUCACAGGUAAAAAUCUGCACCCAGAUGUGAUUGUUCGUCUGCUGUCUCGAGGCGUGGUGGCCUUCCGCUGCCCCCGAUCAUUUGUGGACCAACCCUUGGUUGAACAUUGCAGCCCUUUUCGUGUCCAGCACUUGGAUCUGUCUAACUCAGUUAUAAACGUAUCUACCCUCCAUGGCAUUCUCUCUCAGUGCUCCAAGUUGCAGAAUCUAAGCCUGGAAGGCCUACAGCUUUCUGAUCCCAUUGUCAAUAAUCUUGCGCAGAACUCAAAUUUAGUACGACUCAACCUUUGUGGGUGUUCUGGAUUUUCUGAGUCUGCCCUGAAGACUCUGCUAAGCAGCUGUUCCAGACUGGAUGAGCUGAACCUCUCCUGGUGCUAUGAGUUCACUGAAAAGCACGUGCAGGUGGCUGUUGCACAUGUGUCAGAGACCAUCACCCAGCUGAAUCUUAGUGGCUACCGAAAGAAUCUUCAGAAAUCAGAUGUCUCUACUUUAGUUAGAAGAUGCCCCAACCUUGUCCAUCUGGACUUAAGUGACAGUGUCAUGCUAAAGCAUGACUGCUUUCCAGAAUUUCUCCAGCUCAGCUACCUCCAACACCUGUCACUCAGUCGGUGCUAUGAUAUAAUUCCUGAAACUCUACUUGAACUUGGAGAAAUUCCCACACUAAAAACACUACAAGUUUUUGGAAUCGUGCCAGAUGGUACCCUUCAACUGUUACGGGAAGCCCUUCCUCAUCUGCAAAUUAAUUGCUCCUAUUUCACCACCAUUGCCAGGCCAACUGUCGGAAACAAAAAGAACCAGGAGAUAUGGGGCAUCAGGUGCCGACUGACACUGCAAAAGCCCAGCUGUCUAUGAAAUUAUUUCUUGUAGGAUGGUGUCUCCUCUUCCUUUGGAAUGGGGAAAGUAGGCAGGAAGCCCAAUUACUGAGCACUGGGCUAGUUUUUAUUAUUCGUUUUCCCUUAACCUUUAUCCUGCAAGUAAAUUAGGAAACCAUUUUCAGGGGAAAACAAUGAAGUGUUGCCUUUUUUUAAAUAACUAUAAAAGUUUCUAUCAAUGCUAUGCCCUUAAGAACCUAAGUUGUAGGCCAUCAGAAAUUUUAGGAGUUUGAGCCUAUGAUUUCAAUUUACUUUUUUACAUAGCAAAAUUUGUGCCAUUUUCUCCAAGUGCCCUUUGGAUUAAGUCUUAUUUAGAAUCAAGCUUAAAAAAUGACUUACGGCUAAUGAUUUUUAUAGCCUUUGUGAUAACUUUUUUAUCUAUUUAAUUUUUCAGUAUUGUUUAAUAAGACAUAGUUUGGAAGAACAAUAAGCUAUGUGUAGGGUGAGCUUAACAGAAAGAGUCAUAAGAUAGUAGCAUUUAAGGUAUCUGGGAAUUUAAAAAAACAUUUCAUUUCUAUCUUAAGAUUUGGAAUUAGCUUAACAGAAACAUAUCCCCACAUCUUAAACCCUCAAACAAAUUAAACAUAUGGCCAGAGGUAUAGAGUUGGUAUAGGAUGUGAAGGCUCAAGAAGUAAUUUUCUAUGCCAGGUUAAUCAGAAGUAUCCUUUAAUAUCACUAAGGUACUGUGUUCCUGAAAUAUAAUUGUGGUUUCUAAUUUUAUAAUCAAAUUAUGUUAACAUGAGUUGUUUAGCUUUUAAAUGAGUUGCUUUGUUUUUGGAAGGUGGUAUUAACCUAUUCAGUCUCUAUUCUUGAAAAAUUGGAAGAGUUCUGAACUGAUACCGCCUGCUGUUUUCCUUUAGUGCUAAGUUUAUUUGUAUAUUACUCUGGAAUCAAGUAUUUUAAAUUGCCUUUUUUAAAUAUGGUCUUUUGCAAUAAUUGUUUGAAACUACCCACUUUAUAGGGUUAUUGAUCUUAAGAAUUGCUUGUUCCGGUAAAUCAGAAGUACACACUAGAAGCAAGUGUAUUUUCCAUGCAGUUUCAGGACAGUCUGCACUGGCACCUAUGUAAGAGUUAGUACUCAGGUGUUGAACCUUUUAGUAAUAUGAGUGGGUUUGUUUUUUAAAAAACCUCUCUCAUCAAGACAAAAAGAUCAAGCUCUGCUUUUUAAAAAUCACAAAAACACUAGUUUUAAGUCAGUGACCUCCCCAUAUGUGCAAAAUGUAACAAAAAAGCCAAAAUCCAUCAUUUUUCUAUUAACUGGUUUUAUUUUAAUCAAAGAUUUUAAAUGUUAAAAACAGUAGCAUGAAGUGCCCUUAUCUGCUCAGACCUAAGGAAGAAAAUUUUAAAGUAGUGUUACACAAGGAGAUGAUUAUGUGUCUAUUUCUUAUUAGCUAAAAAAGUGCUAAAUACUACUUGAAAUUAUUGUUUACAGAUUAGUGACAAGGGCUGGUGGUAGGAUCCGGUUGGACUUACUUCCGGAUGCCCUCAAACAUACAGUGCCUGUACUUCCAAACUCAAGUCCAGCCAUAAGCUAUUUUGCCAACAUGUCGGAGUAAUCUGUAUU
This is a messenger RNA of Marmota flaviventris (yellow-bellied marmot), 3029 nucleotides long. It is a transcript of the gene Skp2, whose product is annotated as S-phase kinase associated protein 2. The record is from RefSeq and is a predicted model, not a curated record. Gene Ontology annotation, molecular function: protein binding. Lineage: Eukaryota; Metazoa; Chordata; Mammalia; Rodentia; Sciuridae.